AUGUUCUCUGACAGCAGGGCUCCAGUGCCCGGGGAGCAGAGAGGCUUCAAGCCCCACACCCCUCACUUCAUCCCUUGGCUGCGCAAUAGCCUGAAGUCCCACCACAGCAGCGACCUGGGGCUCAACAGACCAUACAAAUCCAACUCGGAGGCUCGCAACAACCUGACCCCGCUGGAAAGGGCCAAGGGGAUUGGGUUCUUCUCCAUCCCGGGAAGGGACCGGGCAAAAAAGGGUGACCUUCGGUGCAAUGGCGUGGGGAUGGCGAGGAUGCUCCCUGUGGUGCUGCAGAGGGGCCCCCACAUUCUACCGGGGAGUCGGGGGAAGCAGAGGGAUGACAGUCCCGUUAAGUCCAACCAGACGCCAGAGUCAGACCUGGACCCUGUGCACACACAGAUCAGCCCAGGGGAUGGGCCACAGGGUCUGGUCAACAGCUCCACCUCUGCCCAGGACAACCACGCUUUUGUUAGGAACCACAGCAGCCACCUGAGCCCCCCUCACUCACAGAAUGACAGGACUAGCACUUUGGUGAAGAAAUAUGGGCCACUAGUGGGACCACCUCCUGGUCCUGUUCCCGUUCCAACGCUGCUCGCUGAGGAGCCAAACUGUAAGGUGCCUGUUGUGGUGUGCAUGGAGGACAGGAGGGGGGAGGCUUGGGACUAUGCCAGCCACACCACACACCGCCAGAGAGACCUCCAUUCAUCCAGCUGGCUCAGCUCAGACACUCAGGGACUAAUAGAGAGGCAGCACAGGUUCAGCUCCAGCUUCAGCUACAUCAAACAACAGAGCAGGAACUCCCAGAGCCAGAGAGACCUGCGGGAACCACCUGUGGAGGGUUUCAACGGGCCCCUCAACGGAGUCAUCUUCUCCACCGAGGCCAAACAGCGAGGGGAGUCACAGAGGAGGGAGGCCGGCUGCAGCAGGAGGGUGGUUCGAAACCAGAUCAAACGGGUAGUGGACAACCUGGAGCAGGUUCUUACAGCACUGAGGGACGUCCACCAGGAAAUGAAAGAGGUGGUGCAGCAGAUUGACUAUCUGACCUCAUCCAUUGAUCUGAAUGAGGAGGAGCAGCAGGGGACCGGAGGAGGCAACAGUGCCAAGCCUCCCAGUGACAGCAGCUCCAGUUCAGGUUCCAGCUCCAGCGAGGUGACGUUAGGCAGCACCCAUCAGAGGCCCCCAGAGCCUGAAGACCAGCCAGGAGCCACAAACUCAUCUGGCACCCUCAGGAGAGAUCACCAUGGCAGGAGCCAGUCUCCACCAAGCGUGCAGCUGUGCCCGGCGUCCUCUGGGUUUUCAUCGGAGAGGAGUCAAACUCUUGGGUUCACCUGUAGUCUUGGGUCUUCUCCCAGACGAGGUGGGCCGCUGCCACCCACCAGUAAUCUCCCUUCAUCCAGUCCACCUCAAUUUCAAAACCUCACCUCCCACGACCUUACCCUGCCCCCCCAAAGGAGCUUCCCUGUUCGGCCUCCCACUCCUGGUCUCUCCCCUCUGACGGUGAACCUCCAAGCCCCCAACAGCCCUGGUUCUCAGCCUCACUCCCCUGGUCCCUCCUCCUCCUCCAUCGGGGUCAGGCCUGUCUCCCCUCCCUCCCCUCUAUCUCCGAAGCCUCAUCCACCCCCCGCCCUAAGCCCGUCUGUCAUCAUAGAGACCAAAGUCGGGUCUUAUCAGACCCCACAAAGCGACCACCCAUCUGCUGGCCCGCUCUCUCCGCCAUCGACCCAGCCUCCGUCUGCCACCUGCCCACCCACGGAUUCAGAAACUCAGACUGCACCCAACGGUGACAGAGAGAGGCGAGCAUCCUCAGCAGGGCCUGUUCACGCAGCUUCACAGGUGUGCGCCACGGCUGUAGCCGCGGCCAAGCCACCAACAGUGCAAGGCCGCAGAGGUCGCAAACCUCCACCUUACCCUCACCACAGGUUCUCUGAACACACAAAGAAAGCGAAGGAGCCCCGCAAAGCUCCUCCGUAUCCAGAGAAAAGAAGGCUGCUCUCGACCACAGUGUGAGACAAUGCAGCAGGAGGGGGGAGGCUGAUCGAACAGAGCCAUAUUCACAGCACCAGCCACGAGUCUGCGAGAGCGGAGAGUGAUUUAAGGCUCGCCAAGUUGAGCUGAGACCAAGUUUCCAAGGUGACAGGACGUAGAUGCAGCUAGGGGUGAGUAUGUCAGGAGGAACAGCUUGGCUCUGCUGACGUCCUUUUCCCUCUCUCUUUCUAGACAAAUCUCUUGAGUACAUACCCUAAACAUACACAGGGCAUCAUAACAUCUGUCUGGGUUACUGCUCUGGUAACAAGAGCCUCUAUACAGAUGCUCACUUUGCACCCCAGCUCUCAGACUCCCACAGAUUGCGCAGUUAAAGGGCAAAGGAGAGGGCCUAAUUAAAUAGAAAUAUGAGGCAAAUUGCAGUGAUUGCAAGAUGACAAGACAAAAUAAGAACUGAUUACUUUUGUGCACUUCAACCCAUGCAGUUAGACACUUCCACCUCACAUGUAUCACUUUUGUCUGGGUCAGAUAAUUGCUGUCAGGAGUCGAGAUGGUAUAAUGAGAACUCAGUGCAGCUCAAGCUACUCUGGCUCAGCGGUGUGAAAAGCACAGGCGGGGGCAGAAAGCCUAGAUCUGGAGACAGAAAAGGUCUCAUAAUAUGAAAAACUUAUCAAGGCCAGAUAAGAAGUGAGCAGGCCGACUGGCUCCACGCUGACUGGGUCACCAGCCCGGCGUCGGGGUGUGCGUCAGGGGAGACAGGGGGCAGCUGGCCAUUCGUUGUACCCUUCACCGGGCCCCUGGUGUUACAAAAAUCCCAUCUCCUUUGCUGCCUCUGGCUUGACCGACCCGGCCACAAUCUCCAUCUGUUCCCCUCCAAAUGUCAGGAGAUGCAAAGAGAGAGAAAUAGGGGGCAGGUGUGUUAGAGAGGAAAGAGAGGGAAAAAAAGACACUGGAAUGCCAGCCGGAUUGAUUACAUAAAUACAGCGCAGAAAAUCGAUGGUUCGUUCAUUUAGGUCGUCCGAUGUUGUCCUCUCUGAAAUGUUACUGAAAUGCAUUUCAUUUCCUACUUUUGUCUCUUUCCUGAAGGUUAAAGCUGUGUUAUCCCAUGUUUCUGACUAUAAAUGAAUCAAAUGAAAAGACCAAAACCAACAGUGUGUCAGUCUGUCUCUCUUUACUUUCCAACUUCCCUUCGUUGUCUGUGGCACUCAGUCUAAAGCCCAUUGGUUCCUAGCGAGGAAGUGAAUCUACUAAAUAAAUAGUUUUAUUUUUAUAAAAUGCACAGCUCAUCCCCACUGUAAUUUUAGGAAACGUCACUCAAACAGGGCUCAAUAGCACAUUUGUUGGGACUAUUUUCAAUUGUGGAUUAAUACACAUUUGGAACUGUUGUGAGUAUUUCUGGCAGCAGGAGGAGGCUGUAUUCGGUUUUGUCUCAAAAUAAAUCACAGCGUUUGAGUUUAAAAUUAAGCAACAGUUAACACACUUCAACUAUAUGGCUCAUCUAUAUGUUUUUAAUCAUUCUUGGACAACAGCGGAGAUCUUUGGCAAAGAGGAAUGAGCUGUACAACAACAAAAGACACAGAAUCAUUAUCAACUUCAUGACUUUUCCUGGGAUUUGUUGACACUGGAAAAAUGACAGAAUAUUACAGGAUGUUGCCUCCUUGGUUCAGUGAGGCACAGAUGUGUUUAAAAGCUAAAUGCUAACAUUAUCAUGCUAAUAUGCUGGUGUGAAACAGGUCCAGCAGCGUAGCUUAGGGGGUUAGUGUGUUAAUAGCUGUUAAAUGGCAAUACAGCUGAGGCUGAUGGGAAUGUUGUUUGUUUAGCAGGUAUGAGACAUCAGGAGUGUGUGUAUAAAAAUUUCAUGGAAAUUCAUUCUGUAGUUGUUGAGCUACUUCAGUGUGGGCCACAGUGGUGGACCUGGACUGACCAGCUAUAUGCUGCUAGCAUGGCUGAAAAUCAAAGCUCUUUAAUGCACGCUAUUGUAAUCUAAGCCUGUGCUCUGCAGCAUUGAGUGUAUAUAUUUUCCUAAUGGUUGUACUGGGGGGGUGG
Lates calcarifer (barramundi perch) is the source of this 4023-nucleotide messenger RNA. RefSeq lists its product as uncharacterized. The transcript is spliced from 3 exons. NCBI's taxonomy places the organism in Eukaryota, Metazoa, Chordata, Actinopteri, Centropomidae. The coding region runs from base 1 to 2001 and encodes 666 amino acids. The record is from RefSeq and is a predicted model, not a curated record.